AUGAAGUUACCAUAUGUGUCUGUCUUCUGCUUCUUUCUUGCCUACAUUUGUCAGAAAGAGAAGCCUAUUCCUAUUGGAACACUGAAGGAUUACUACCACUUCUAUCAUAGUAAAACAAUUAAAAGGUCAGUUCUCUCAAGUAGAGGUACCCACAGCUUCAUUUCAAUGGAACCAAAGGUGGAGUGGAUACAACAGCAGGUGGUUAAAAGCAGGAUAAAGAGGGAUUAUAAACCUGGUGGUACCCAGUCCACUUAUUUCAACGAUCCCAAGUGGCCAAGCAUGUGGUACAUGCACUGCAGUGAUAACACCCACCAUUGCCAGUCAGAUAUGAAUAUAGUAGGUGCUUGGAAGAGAGGUUACACUGGAAAGAACGUUGUGGUCACCAUCCUGGAUGACGGCAUUGAAAGAAACCAUCCAGACUUGAUGCAGAAUUAUGAUUCACAGGCCAGUUUUGAUGUCAAUGGAAAUGAUUUUGACCCUAUGCCUCGAUAUGAUGCCAGCAACGAGAACAAGCAUGGAACCCGUUGUGCUGGAGAAGUGGCCGCCACGGCAAACAACUCACACUGCACAGUAGGAAUCGCCUUUAAUGCCAAGAUUGGAGGUGUCCGCAUGCUGGACGGAGACGUGACAGACAUGGUAGAAGCAAAGUCUUUAAGCCUUAAUCCCCAGCACAUCCACAUCUACAGUGCCAGCUGGGGGCCUGAUGACGACGGUAAGACAGUGGAUGGACCUGCUUCUCUAGCACGUCAGGCCUUUGAGAACGGCAUCAGAAUGGGACGAAGAGGCUUAGGUUCAGUCUUUGUUUGGGCAUCUGGAAAUGGUGGAAGAAGUCGAGACCACUGCUCCUGUGAUGGCUACACCAAUAGCAUCUACACUAUCUCCAUAAGCAGCACAGCUGAAAGCGGGAAGAAGCCAUGGUAUCUGGAAGAAUGUGCAUCCACAUUAGCUACAACAUACAGCAGCGGGGAAUCCUAUGACAGGAAAAUAAUCACCACAGACCUGAGACAGCGUUGCACAGACAGCCAUACUGGAACCUCAGCCUCCGCACCUAUGGCUGCAGGCAUCAUUGCACUGGCACUGGAAGCAAAUCCAUUUCUGACCUGGAGAGACAUACAGCAUAUUAUUGUCAGGACUUCACGUGCAGGACAUCUGAAUGCUAACGACUGGAAAACCAAUGCGGCUGGUUAUAAGGUGAGCCACCUUUAUGGAUUUGGACUGAUGGACGCUGAAGCAAUGGUGAUAGAAGCAGAAAAAUGGACAACAGUCCCUCCACAGCACGUGUGUGUGGAGAACACGGAUCGACAAAUCAAAACAAUACGACCUGACAGCAUUGUCCGUUCAAUUUACAAAGCCACUGGCUGUUCAGAUAAUCCUAACCACCAUGUGAUCUACUUGGAGCAUGUCAUCGUACGCAUCACUAUUACUCACCCUCGACGUGGAGACUUGGCAAUUUACCUAACCUCUCCUUCUGGAACUAGGUCACAGCUCUUGGCCAACAGGCUAUUUGAUCAUUCCAUGGAAGGAUUCAAAAACUGGGAGUUUAUGACUACUCACUGCUGGAGUGAAAAAGCAGCGGGUGACUGGAUCUUGGAAAUAUGUGACACUCCAUCUCAGCUGAGAAAUUUCAAGACUCCAGGCAAAUUGAAAGAGUGGUCCUUAGUACUGUAUGGAACAUCCCUUACAGAAGAUUAUGGAACAGAUGACUAUUCAGGACCCUGCAAUGCAGAAUGCAGUAAAGUAGGGUGUGAUGGGCCAGGACCAGAUCACUGUACUGACUGUCUGCACUACUACUACAAAUCGAAGAACAACACACGGAUCUGUGUUUCGACCUGCCCACCUGGUCACUACAAUGCAGACAAGAAACGCUGUAAAAAAUGCUCACCCAAUUGUGAAACCUGUGUUGGAGGCCAUAGUGACCAGUGCAUGACCUGUAAAUCUGGCUACUACCUGAAUGAAGUAACCAAUAGCUGUAUUACCAACUGCCCUGAUGGGUUUUACCUGGAUAAGAAUAAGAUUGUUUGCCGAAAAUGUAGUGAAAACUGUAAGACAUGUGUUGAAUUCCAAAUCUGCACAGAAUGCAAACAUGGCCUAAGUUUGCAUGGCACUAAAUGUGCUAUCCGCUGUGAAGAAGGAAAAUACCAUAAUGGUAGAGAAUGUGAACCAUGUCACCGUUCCUGUGCCACAUGUGCAGGUGCUGGAGUAGAUGCCUGUAUAAACUGCACACAGGGUUAUUUUAUGGAAGAUGGAAGAUGUGUGCAGUCCUGUAGCAGUGGUUAUUACCUUGAUCACUCUACUGAAAGUGGAUACAAAAGCUGCAAAAGAUGCGAUGCCAGCUGUUUGGAUUGCAGUGGUCAAGGAGACAGAAACUGUACGAGCUGUCCAAGCGGCUAUAACCUAGACACUGGUGUCUGUGUAGUGGGAACAGUCUGCAAGGAUGGGGAAUAUCUUGAUGAUUCCCAAGAAUGUCAGUUGUGUGAAGCAUCCUGUCAGAAGUGCAUUGGCCCUGAGCCGGACAACUGCAUCAGCUGCCCACUCACAAGAGUCUUUGACGAUGGUCACUGUGUUAUUCAAUGCCCGAACGGAAAGUUUGAAUUCAAAGGACAAUGUCAUUUGUGCCAUCAUACCUGCCUGGAAUGCAAUGGAAGUGAACCUAACAAAUGCACCACUUGUGGAACAGAUAGAAGAGGGAUCGAACGUUUCCUUUAUCAUGGAGAGUGCAGAGAGAGCUGUCCUACAGGUCACUACCAUUCAGAGCAUACCUGCAUGGCUUGCUCUGGCCACUGUGAGGUGUGCCUGAACCCCAGCCACUGCAAAAGGUAUAAGGAGCAUUGCUAUAAAUACUGCCCAGAAAAUACCUUCAGAGAUGAAAGUUCUCUGCAGUGUAGGGAGUGUCCUAGCAACUGUCAUAGCUGUGACAAGGACAAGUGUGACUCGUGUAAGGAAGGCUUUUAUCUCUCAGGUAGCACAUGUGUGAGUGAGUGUGCAGAUGGCUUCUUCACUGAUGACAUCUCUAGAGAAUGCGAACCUUGCCACAGGAGCUGUACAACCUGUGCUGGGUACAGCUAUGAGAACUGUACUGGGUGCAAAAACAGUUUCCACCUAUCUCGUGGGCAGUGUCUGAAUCCAAGAAAUUCUCCACCCAAUGGGAAGUUCUGGAGUGAUGCAAAAAAAAAAUUGCAGUCCUGUAACCCUUCAUGUAGGACUUGUGAGAAAUCUGCUGAUAUGUGUACUUCGUGUCCAGAAGGUAAGAGACUUCAGCUUCUUUGGACAAAAGUUGUAGAUACGAUGCAAGAAUUACUGAACACGGAUUUAUCGAGGAAGAUUGGAUAUUUUAAUGAUUCUGAGACUUGCAAAGAAUGCAGUGGAUCCUGUAAGACAUGCGUGGGAAGUGCAACGAAAUGCCUGUCCUGUAAAAGUCCUUUGCUCCUGGAGCAGUGGAAAUGUAAACCUACCUGUUCAGAGAAGCAUUUUGCCUCUGAAGGAAUCUGCAAACACUGUCCUGAAAUGUGUCAGGAGUGCAUUCACAAUCAAACAUGCAAAGAGUGCAUGGACGAGUUCUUCCUGCAUGAAGGGCAGUGUGUGCAGGACUGCCCUUCUUACUUCUAUGCUGAAGACAAGCACUGCUUUCCCUGCCAUGCAGCCUGCAAGGAUUGUGACGGGCCGGACUUGGACGACUGCACUGCUUGCACCAUCGAAUCCUUUGUCCUCUACAGUGGCAUGUGCUUUGAAGAGUGCCCUGAAGGGACUUACUAUGAAGAAGCCACUGGAGACUGCCAAGCAUGUAACAGGACAUGCCAGACUUGUUCUUCUUCCACUGCCUGCCUUACUUGCAGAAACGGCCUGAUGCUGAACCAUGACGGGCACUGUGUGGCAUCUGGAUACUGCUCUCGCACUGAGUAUUACCUUGAGAAAACUCAAACCUGCAAACCUUGUCAUAAGAAAUGUUUCCACUGCUCAGGACCCACUGAACACCAGUGUCUUAGCUGUGCAAAGAACCGCCAUCUUCUCAAUACAACCUGUGUUGAAACAUGCCCAGAGGGGUAUUACGUGGACAGCGAUGAGGGACAAUGUUCCCCAUGCCACAGCGCCUGCUUCACUUGCACAGGAAAACACAGCUCACAGUGCCUUUCCUGCAAACCGGGCUGGUACAGACAAGGAAAAGGAUGCGUAAACCAAUGUCCAGCAGGUUAUUUUGCACAAAACUCCACUGGAUCAUGUCAGAGAUGCCACAAGGGCUGUAAGGAGUGUAUGGGGCCUCAGCCCAUGGACUGCCUCUUCUGUGAUACAUAUUUCUAUCUAUUGCGCUCCACGAACGAAUGUGUUAGCUCUUGUCCUGAGUAUUACUAUGAAAGCAAGGACAACAACGUCUGUGAAAGAUGCCACCCUUCCUGUCGAACUUGUGAAGGGAAGGGAACAUUCAGCUGCACAUCUUGUGUAUGGAGCUACAGUUUAUUGGGUGGAAUGUGCAACUCAGACUGUUUUGUAGGCGAAUACAAAGUCCAGGAGACAGAAGGACAAGAGUGUGAGAGAUGUGACAGCUCGUGCACUGAGUGCAAGGGACCUGGGCCUCUCAACUGCACAGUCUGCCCGGCUGGCAUGCAGCUCUACCUGGAGGAAAGCCGCUGCCUGCCCUGCUGCAGUGACUCUGACCUGGCAGGCACGCCAGAGUGCUGCGACUGCAGUGAAACACAAGAUGACUGUGUAUUACGGACCACUCUACCACCCGAGAGCAAAAGCAAAACUACUUUCUUUGUUAUUACCUGCAUUUUGCUUCUCUUUGUCAUUGGAGCCAUUGUAUUCAUCUGGAGAAAAUCACGAGCCAAAACCCAGGCUGUGAAUAAACAUCGGUAUGAGAAGCUGACAAAUCACUCCAAAACCUUUCCUUCCUACGUGAGCAACUACCACGAGACUCCUAGUUACCAGCAAGAUCAAGUGAUUGAGUAUAGAGAUCGAGAUAAUGAAGAUGAUGAUGAAGAAGAUGACAUUGUGUAUAUGGGCCAAGAUGGCACAGUCUAUCACAAAUUUAAAUACAGACUUCUGGAGGAUGACGAGGAAGAUGAGCUGGAAUACGAUGAUGAAAGUUACUCAUUUAGAUAA
This is a messenger RNA of Opisthocomus hoazin, 5097 nucleotides long. The record is from RefSeq and is a predicted model, not a curated record. Lineage: Eukaryota; Metazoa; Chordata; Aves; Opisthocomiformes; Opisthocomidae.